UUAAAAGACCACAACACGAUUGUACUUCUUUCUCCUUCAACGACAAUUUGAGGGUUAAUUUGAUCUAAACGCACUGACAACAUAGAGUGAGGUCUACAAAAUCAUCACUUUGUGUGUAUUCUCAAUGAUAACAUUUUCUUAUGGAAACUUAAUAUUCACCACUAUCUGUUCUAGUAGAUUUACUAGGAGUUUCUUUUGCUGGUGAAAUCACUUACCACUAUUUCGUGAUCCAGGCCUUGCAAGUGUUUCUUCGUGACACUAGCUCGUGCUCUACUUGUUUGUCCACAAAGAUUACAACUUAGUGAAUUAGAUUUUGAAACAUUUCUUCAGCUUUGGGGAUUUAAAGUGACCAAGAGAAAUUCUUUGCGUUUUUUUGUUUCCUCCUGAUACAAAUCAAUAUCUGUAGAUCAAUACUAUCAAUACGUACAAUGAUGAAAUCGUAUAAAUUGGAUAAUUCCGCCAAUCACGAGGAUACUACCGACGGUGCUCCGGCACUGAUACACACAAACAAUCAAAAUGGAGUUUCUCCUGGAGCUAAAAAUCAAACCGGAAAGAAAAAGAAGAAGAAAGAUGACAAAGGUGAAAAAUCAGACAAAGAAGUUAAAAGAACAGCAACUUUCGGAGAACUCUACUCCUUCUCCACAUGUUGUGACAAAUUUCUCAUCUUUCUGGGAUUUCUGAUGGCCAUGGCCCAUGGUGCCUCCUGGCCACUAUUGUUUCUUAUCUUCGGCAACAUGACCAAUGAUUUUAUUAACUAUGGUAAAAACAGCACUCUAAAUGGGACAACAUUUGAAAACUACACUUUCACAAACAGUUCUAUAGGGGAAAUGUUUGAAGAAGAAAUGACUCAAUACGCACUCAAAUAUAUUUACAUAGGACUAGCUGUGUGCGCUGCUACAUAUAUUCAUAUCGCAUUCUUACAAAUUUCUUGUGAAAGACAGACAUUGAAGUUACGUAGAGCGUUCUUCAAGGCCUUGUUGAGAGAGAACAUUGGCUGGUACGACAAACAGCAGAGUGGUGAGCUCACUACAAGACUGGCAGAUGAUCUGGAGAGAGUUAAGGAAGGCACUGGUGACAAGUCAGGUUUGGCGCUUCAGUUUCUGUCCCAGUUUUUAGCUGGCUUCUUGAUGGGUUUCAUCAAAGGCUGGAAGAUGACAUUGGUGCUUAUGUCACUGACACCAAUCUUGGCUAUUUGUGCAGCAAUUUUAGGAAAGCUCUUAUCAACUUACAGUGCAAGAGAGCAAGAGAAGUAUGCCAAGGCUGGUGCAAUAGCUGAAGAAGUUCUGUCUUGUAUUAGAACAGUCAUCUCCUUCAAUGGUCAUUCGCAAGAAAUUAAAAAGUAUUCCCUUGCAUUAGAGGAAAGUAAAAAACUUGGAAUCAGAAAGUCAAUAUUUGCAGGUCUCAGUGUAGGACUUACAUUUUUUAUUAUGUUUUGUGCCUAUGGCUUAGCCUUCUGGUUUGGAUCAACACAAGUGAACGACUACAACAAAAGUGAUGGUCAAGAUGGUCUGUCCCCAGGAAAUGUCUUCACAAUAUUCUUCAGUGUCAUGAUUGGCUCCUUUGCUUUGGGCAGUGCUGCUCCACACAUCACAACAGUGAUGACAGCCAAGGGAGCUGGAGGAACUGUGUUCUCUAUCAUUAUAGAUAAACCACCAAUAGAUUCUUCUGACCCUGGAGGUCAAAAACCAAAUACAGUAAAUGGAUACAUCCAAUUUAAAGAUGUUGAAUUUACUUAUCCAACUCGGCCAGAAGUCAAAGUUCUUAAAAAUUUCAACUUAGACAUUGAGCCAGGUAAAACUGUUGCAUUAGUUGGCAGCAGUGGCUGUGGUAAAUCUACAAUAGUCAACCUUAUACAAAGAUUUUAUGAUCCAGACAGCGGACGGAUAAUUCUGGAUGGCAUUGACAUUAAGGAUCUGAAUAUACAAUGGCUUAGAAAAAAUAUAGGCAUUGUAUCUCAAGAGCCUGUUCUGUUUGGUAUGUCUAUAGAGAAAAACAUCACUCUUGGCAAUCCAGGCAUUAACAUGGAGGAAGUAGAGAGGGCUGCCAAAAUGGCUAAUGCUCAUGAUUUUAUUUCACAACUGCCCAAAGGAUAUGAUACUUUGGUAGGAGAGAGAGGAGCUCAGUUGUCUGGUGGUCAAAAACAAAGAGUAGCCAUUGCAAGAGCACUUGUAAGAGAUCCUAGAAUUCUGCUAUUAGAUGAAGCCACUUCAGCUUUAGACUCUGAGAGCGAGGGCAUAGUUCAAGCUGCUCUAGAUAAAGCAAGAGAGGGAAGAACUACAGUCAUUGUUGCUCAUCGCUUGUCAACUAUACAGAACGCAGAUGUUAUAUAUGUGUUAGACAAAGGUGAGGUUGUAGAAAUGGGCAAGCAUCAAGAGUUAAUGAAAAACAAAGGAACUUACUUCAAUCUAGUCACACUGCAAACACUUGCUGGAAAAGAUGAAAGCAUAUUAGAAGAAGAUAAUACUAACAUAGAAGAUGAGAAGUCCAGUGUGAGUCCACAACACACAACUAGGCAGGUGUCACAGAAACAGGAUUUGGCUCCUCACACAUCCACACAUGCAGGAGAGAAGACAACUCCUACCAAGAAAAUCAACUUGUUUAAAUCUAAAAGUGAGACACCUGAGGAAGACCAGGAUGUAUUAAAGCCAGGAUUUCUUCGCAUGUUUAAAUCAAAUCUGAAAGAAUGGCCAUUCAUCUUACUUGGAUGCAUUGGUGCUAUAGCAAAUGGACUUGUAUUUCCAGUUUAUGCAGUUUUUUUCAGUGAAAUUAUUACUACUUUCGGUAAAACUGGACAGGAUCUGUUGGACCAGGGUCUCUUUUGGAGCAUGAUGUUCCUAGCACUUGGGGGUAUUACAUUUGUAGCAAACAUUUGCCAGAAUGUUGCUUUUGGAUUUUCAGGUGAAAGGUUGACAAAAAGAUUGCGACAGUUGACUUUUCAGAACAUAUUACGUCAAGAUGUUGAGUACUUUGACAAUCCCAAACAUUCUACAGGAGCACUGACCACAAGGCUUGCUACAGAUGCUUCUAUGGUUAAAAAUGCUACAGGAAUUCGUCUAGCAACAAUAGUCCAGUCUAUUACAUCUAUGGGAGCUGGCAUUGGUAUAGCUUUUGCAUUUGGUUGGAAACUUGCUCUAGCUGUUCUUGGUGGUGUCCCUCUUUUAGCUUUAGCAGGAAUGCUCAAUAUGAAGUUGUUAAAAGCAAAUCAAGAAAGAGACUCCAAACUAUUAGAAGAGGCAGGAAAGACUGCUAGUGAAUGUGUGGAGAACAUUAGGACUGUACAAUCUCUAACAAGAGAAAAAUAUUUCUUUGAUCAAUACAGUCAUCAGUUAAUCAAACCUCACAAAGAAAACAUCAAGCAGGCCCAUGUCUAUGGUCUAUCUUACGCCUUUUCACAAGGAAUGAUCUUCUUUAUCUAUGCUGGGGCUUUCAGAUUUGGAGCUUGGCUAGUGGCCAAUGAUGGGAUGGACCCAAAUCUGGUAUUUAGGGUAUUCUUUGCAAUCGCCUUCACAGGCAUCUCCGUGGGUCAAGCGGCCUCCUUCCUACCAGACUACACCAAAGCCCAGUUGUCUGCAGGUUACAUCUUUACCAUGCUUGACAUCAUCCCAAAAAUUGACAUCUUUAACACCAGUGGCACUAAAAAAGAGAACAUUUCCGGGGAGAUCAAGCUGGACAAUGUCCACUUCCACUACCCGACACGGCCGGACGUUCACGUGUUGAAAGGUGUCAGCAUGCAUGUCAGGCCGGGCCAGACGGCAGCUCUCGUAGGCAUGAGUGGAUGUGGGAAAAGUACAAUUGUCUCCCUUGUACAAAGAUACUAUGAUCCAUCGGAAGGUGCCAUUCUGAUCGAAGGUGUGGACACACGAGACUACAAUCUCAAGUCACUGAGGUCAUUGAUCAGUGUCGUCAGCCAGGAACCUGUCCUCUUUGACUGCAGCAUCAGAGAAAACAUCAGCUACGGAAUUGAGCAGCAAGUCCCAAUGGCUGACAUUAUAGCUGCAGCCCAAACUGCCAAUGCUCAUGAUUUCAUCACCAAUUUGCCAGAUGGUUAUGAGACUCAAGUGGGAGAAAAGGGGACGCAACUCUCUGGUGGCCAGAAGCAACGUGUAGCCAUAGCAAGAGCCUUGAUCAGGAAUCCCAGGAUCCUGCUGCUGGAUGAAGCUACGUCUGCUCUGGAUACCGAGAGCGAGAAGAUAGUUCAAACAGCUUUAGACAGAGCCAGAGAAGGAAGAACGUGUAUAGUGAUAGCUCAUCGGCUGUCCACCAUUCAGAACGCAGAUAUUAUCUACGUCAUGGAACAGGGGAGAAUAGUCGAAAGUGGUACACACCAAGAGUUGCUCUCUAGGAAAGGAGUCUACUCAAUCCUAGUCCAAGGGCAACAAUUUCGCCAAGACACUCAGAGCAGUCCUUAGGGCCACAAUAUCCCCCACACAUAAUAUCACCCCACAACCUACACUAAAUGCCCUGCUCUUAGUUUUCAAUUACACGAGAUUCCAAAAUGGUGUCAAAUAAAAGUGACAAUUUUAAUUAGCAAGGAAAUAAUUCUGGUUCAAACAUAUUUUUUUUUAAUUUGUAGAACUGCCGAUCAAAAAAAAAAAAUGCUUGGGCUUACAUUCAGAAUAUAUAAGAACUUGCAGGAGAAAGAUAUGUAUUAACAUGUAGCUUACUUUUCUUUUAUAAUGAGCACUUCACAUUUUUAAAUGUUAUUUUGUAAGUGCUACCAAGUGCCAGUGUAUUAUAAUUCAUUGUGUCAAUGUUAAAUUCAACUCAUUAUUGUACAAACAUUACUGGGUGUUAGUUAAUUGUUUUGUUGGAUACCAAUGUUACAUAUAUGUUCACUCUACCUAGACUGAAAAGUGUCUUUAAUGUACAAUCACAGUCCAGUGUUCAGAUACUGGUCAGUAUAUUUAUGUUGUUUCAAUGGAGCCGGUGCAUGUAAAUCAGACCUACUCAUGAAGCCUGGAACAAUUUUAUAAAUCCUACAAAAGAGAUGGAACAGUUUCCUUGUUAGAUUGUAAUUCUGUUGUUUUUCUAUUUAUACACGCCAUCUAUUUGCUGUAAAUUUUUAACAUUCCAUUCCAAAUUUUUAACAAGACAUGAAAAUUAUUUUUACACUUUGUAUCUUUUUAAAUUUUAUGUGAAAACUACAAGUUCCAUGUUUUUAUUAUGUUCAUGUUGUAGACUUUUAUAUAAGUGAAAAAUAAAAUGUAUUUGAAAUAAUC
Biomphalaria glabrata is the source of this 5219-nucleotide messenger RNA. Its product is annotated as ATP-dependent translocase ABCB1-like. The record is from RefSeq and is a predicted model, not a curated record. The transcript is spliced from 28 exons. NCBI's taxonomy places the organism in Eukaryota, Metazoa, Mollusca, Gastropoda, Planorbidae. Bases 429 to 4409 code for a protein of 1326 amino acids. Gene Ontology annotation, cellular component: membrane. Gene Ontology annotation, biological process: transmembrane transport. Gene Ontology annotation, molecular function: ATP hydrolysis activity; ABC-type transporter activity; ATP binding.